Molecule: messenger RNA, 1521 nt
Organism: Mytilinidion resinicola
Lineage: Eukaryota; Fungi; Ascomycota; Dothideomycetes; Mytilinidiales; Mytilinidiaceae
Exons: 2
Coding region: 1-1521 (506 amino acids)
Biological process (GO): positive regulation of transcription by RNA polymerase II
Cellular component (GO): nucleus
Molecular function (GO): transcription cis-regulatory region binding; DNA-binding transcription factor activity, RNA polymerase II-specific; zinc ion binding
Source: RefSeq, a predicted model, not a curated record
AUGUCAGAAAGAGCAGCCACCAAUUGCCAUAAUUGUCGGCGCCGGAGAGUGAAGUGCGAUCGGCUGCUCCCUCAAUGCCAAAAGUGCUCCGACGCCGGACUUGAGUGCAUGGGCUAUGGGAGACUCAUCUUAUGGAACAGGGGAGUGGCAAGCCGCGGAAAGAUGAUGGGAAAGACGUUUGACGAGGCCCCAGUUGGAGGCAUGAAUGGUGUGAGGGCCAUGGAAAUGCAUUCUGCCACCUCUCAGGCCAUGGCCUCUGCGAACAAGACGCAAGAGCCUUUUCAGAGUGCAUGGGAAUUGAAUUUCUCACUGGUUGAUCCUCUCUUGCAAGAUCUUGAUCAUACAUCCCGACGCUACAUUUCCCAUUUCGCCUCGCAUGUCGCUCAAGACAUGGUGAUCUACGACCUCCCGGAACAGAACACAUUCCAUUCAUUACUCAAAUACAUCGGGUCAUAUCCGAUGCUGCGGAAUAUGGUCAUUGCGACGUCAGCCUACCUCUUGUCCAAUCGCUUCAGGCCUGAUACUCGCCCUCCGACUCUUUAUAACGACGCCUUGACGGCAAAGCAUCGAGCGAUCGGCAUGUUAAGGCCAGCGUUGCAAAACAUCGAGACGAUGGAUGUCAACAUUGUCCUGGCAUCAAUUACGCUCUUCAUUCUUUUCGAGCUGAUUGAUUCAGGGAAGAACACGUGGAAAAUCCACGUCGAGGGCGCAAAAAUGUUGCUGCUCCAUUACAACAGCCAGGACAUUUACGAGAGUGUCUCUACCCCGUUGGGGAAUGGUGCCGUGAAUUCUGGUCUUAUCUCGGAGUGCAUAGUGUUUGACAUAAUUGGAUCGACUCUUUCGGGCACAAGAUCGAAGUCGCUUGACUAUGAAAGUCGUGGUCUUAAUCCCCGUCCUUUCGUGGAAUUCGCCGAGAUGAACAACUGCUUCUCGUUCCCCGCGAAGCUUCUUGAACUCAUUCUUGAUACAUCGAGACUCGCAGACCGAGACCGAACAUGCAACGCGAACGUAGAAAUAGAAGCAACCGCGUUAAUGGAAUCAGCAAGAAGCUUCAACCCGCUAAUAUGGGCAGCGAGGCUUCGGUCGCAAUCGCCUUAUAAUGACAUCGAGCAGCGCGUCUUAGUUGCUUCGGCUCUCAAAGCAGCAGUUCGCCUCUUCAUCUGGAGAAGCCUCUUUUCGGAUAUUCCGAAUGGCCUGAGCACGGCGAGCCGUCACGCUCUUCUCUCGGAAAUCAUCCAUCAUCUUGCGCAGAUCGAUACUAGGAGCCCUUUAUUCAAGGCAACCGCCUGGCCUUGCUUCAUCGCAGGAGCGGAAACCGAUGACGCCGGCGAGCAGAGCUGGGUCGUGGAUCGUUUACGGUGUUACUACAACCUCAUGCCAUGGAAUUACAUCAUCAGUAUGAUUGAAGUGCUUGGAUUUAUAUGGUCACUGAAAACGCAAUCCAGCGCCGAAAAUCCUCAAAUUGAUCUAAAUUGGUUACAAGCGAUCAAGGAGCGGGGCAUCGAUCAUUUUGUGGCCUGA